AUGGACACCCAGAAGGACGUUCAGCUCCCAAAGCAACAGUCAAUGAUAUGUCACAGAGAAAAUGAAAUAAAAUCCAGGGAUCCAUCAGAUACAGACAGAGAAUGUGGAUACAGAAUAAUGUACAAGAAAAGGACUAAAAGAUCGGUGGUUUCUGAUGCUCAGUGA
Messenger RNA from Rhinolophus ferrumequinum (greater horseshoe bat), 165 nucleotides. RefSeq names its product DNA-directed RNA polymerases I, II, and III subunit RPABC4-like. Gene Ontology annotation, biological process: DNA-templated transcription. Gene Ontology annotation, cellular component: RNA polymerase II, core complex; RNA polymerase III complex; RNA polymerase I complex. The transcript has a single exon. Lineage: Eukaryota; Metazoa; Chordata; Mammalia; Chiroptera; Rhinolophidae. The coding region runs from base 1 to 165 and encodes 54 amino acids. Gene Ontology annotation, molecular function: DNA binding; zinc ion binding; DNA-directed RNA polymerase activity. The record is from RefSeq and is a predicted model, not a curated record.